GGAUGUAGUCUGUCUUCAUGUUCUAGUACCCAUAAUACAUCAUGUUUUAUCUUCUGUCUACAGAGAUCAGACAGCAGAAGGAGAUCAGACAGCAGAUGGGUGAUGCUCUGUUUGUGAACAUAAACAAGGUUCACCUCAUCCAGAGUGUUACCAUGGUGAUUCCCAUGGCAUUUUACUUGAUCCGUUCUGAGACGUACUCUAAGAUCCAUGCUGCCAGGACCAGACAGUACCAGAUGAUAUGGUUGUACGAGGCUCUAGACUCAAGAGGGGAAAAGCUGAAAUCAGACUUUUACAGGAUUCUACUGGAUCUGGAACCUGACGUUGUCAUCGACCUGGGUGCCAUAUUUGUGGACGUCCAUAAGGAUCAACUCAUUCGGAGGGUUACCAAGGUGAUGCCCAUCCUUCAUGAGCUGUUCUAUGAGAAGUUGUACCGUGACAUCAGUAUCAAAGAGAUGACCAGACAGGACCAGAUGGAACAGUUGUACGAGGCCCUAGAAGAAGCAGAAGACUCAAGAAGUGCGAAAUUAGACUUUUACAGGAUUCUACUGGAUCUGGAACCUGACCUUGUCAUUGACCUGGAUUCAAAAUUGAUGGAAGACCAUUACCGUUGUCAAAUUAAUCUCCUGAAUGGACUGCUGGAGGAGGUCAAAAGAGAGAAGGGUGGACUACAAGACAAGCUGAGGAGAGCUGAUGAAGAGACCAUUCAAUCCCUCUCCACCUCUCCAGGAGGUCAACAGGAAACACAGACUCCUUCCCAAAAGUCUGAGAGGAUUGAAGGGGUGGAGAUGAAGUCUUUACCUGGUUCAGGGAGGAAGUCUUUACCUGAGAAGAGGCCUUUACUGGCUGCUGGACCACAGACUGAUGAUCUGGAUGAGAUGGAGAGGGGAGGAACAGUUACUAUUGACAAUAACUCUAUGCUAUAGGGUUACUAUAGAGAGACAAUAACUAUAGAGAGACUAUAACUAUAGAGAGACUAUAACUAUAGAGAGACUAUAACUAUAGAGCUGAGUUACUAUGGAGAGACUAUAACUAUAGAGCUGAGUUACUAUAGAGACUAUAACUAUAGAGAGACUAUAACUAUAGAGCUGAGUUACUAUAGAGAGACUAUAACUAUAGAGCUGAGUUACUAUAGAGAGACUAUAACUAUAGAGCUGAGUUACUAUAGAGACUAUAACUAUAGAGCUGGGUUACUAUAGAGAGACUAUAACUAUAGAGAGACUAUAACUAUAGAGCUGAGUUACUAUAGAGAGACUAUAACUAUAGAGCUGAGUUACUAUAGAGAGACUAUAACUAUAGAGCUGAGUUACUAUAGAGACUAUAACUAUAGAGCUGGGUUACUAUAGAGAGACUAUAACUUUCUAUAGAGACCUAACCCACCUAACAAAGCUGAGUUUCUGAGUAUAUAACUGAGUGAUAUGAAUCUUGGUAAGUUAUCUGAUAAAGGUGUUAGUCAGUUCUCUAUAAUCCACUUCCAGUAGUUAGUUCUUUACUUUUUGAAGUUUCACUACCCAUGUCUGUUAUGGGUUUAUAUCCAUUUCCUGAUUAUUCUAUAUAUGAUCAGGUAUAUCAACCAGACCACAGGUCUAAUGUCUCCUGUUACAGACUCUCUUAUGUCCAGUACCUGAUCAUCAGGUAUAUCAACCAGACCACAGGACUAAUGUCUCCUGUUACAGACUCUCUUAUGUCCAGUACCUGAUCAUCAGGUAUAUCAACCAGACCACAGGACUAAUGUCUCCUGUUAGAAUCUGUUACAGACCCUCUUACACACGGUUUCCAUGGUAUCAAAUACAUCAAACAUGUGGUGUCCAUGGUUUCCAUGUUUGGUGCAGUUCCAUUGGCUCCGUUCCAGCCGUUAUAAUGAGCCGUCCUCCCCUCAACAGCCUCCUGUGAACAAGACUGAUAAAACCAUUUGUUGAAAUGUUUAUAUUUCUGUUUUAGCUUCAACCUGUCAGCUUCUAUUGUAGCUUCAACCUGUCAGCUUCAACCUGUCAGCUACAACCUGUCAGCUUCUAUUGUAGCUUCAACCUGUCAGCUUCUAUUGUAGCUUCAACCUGUCAGCUUCUAUUGUAGCUUCAACCUGUCAGCUUCUAUUGUAGCUUCAACCUGUCAGCUUCAACCUGUCAGCUUCUAUUGUAGCUUCAACCUGUCAGCUUCAACCUGUCAGCUUCAACCUGUCAGCUUCUAUUGUAGCUUCAACCUGUCAGCUUCAACCUGUCAGCUUCUAUUGUAGCUUCAACCUGUCAGCUUCUGUCGUAGCUUCAACCUGUCAGCUUCUAUUGUAGCUUCAACCUGUCAGCUUCUAUUGUAGCUUCAACCUGUCAGCUUCUAUUGUAGCUUCAACCUGUCAGCUUCAACCUGUCAGCUUCUAUUGUAGCUUCAACCUGUCAGCUUCUAUUGUAGCUUCAACCUGUCAGCUUCUAUUGUAGCUUCAACCUGUCAGCUUCUAUUGUAGCUUCAACCUGUCAGCUUCUAUUGUAGCUUCAACCUGUCAGCUUCUAUUGUAGCUUCAACCUGUCAGCUUCAACCUGUCAGCUUCUAUUGUAGCUUCAACCUGUCAGCUUCAACCUGUCAGCUUCUAUUGUAGCUUCAACCUGUCAGCUUCUAUUGUAGCUUCAACCUGUCAGCUUCUAUUGUAGCUUCAACCUGUCAGCUUCUAUUGUAGCUUCAACCUGUCAGCUUCAACCUGUCAGCUUCUGUUGUAGCUUCAACCUGUCAGCUUCAACCUGUCAGCUUCUAUUGUAGCUUCAACCUGUCAGCUUCUAUUGUAGCUUCAACCUGUCAGCUUCUAUUGUAGCUUCAACCUGUCAGCUUCAAC
Molecule: messenger RNA, 2815 nt
Organism: Oncorhynchus nerka (sockeye salmon)
Lineage: Eukaryota; Metazoa; Chordata; Actinopteri; Salmoniformes; Salmonidae
Exons: 10
Coding region: 42-923 (293 amino acids)
Source: RefSeq, a predicted model, not a curated record